ACACAUGCGUGAAAAUAGCUCUUGUCGUCAAUAUCUUCGUCAUUCGGUGUGUUUUCAUUAGCUUCCAAAUGUGUCUGACAAGUUGAAGGGUAUGCUUCGAAACCCGCAUUGUGUCAUCACAUUUUAACACUGCGGAAAUGCUUAAAUCAUCAGCUCUAUCGAUGAUGGCCAAAGCAAAUAAUGAGCUCUUCCUUUCUGUGGUCGUUGUUUUGAUUUCAUUUGCAUUUGGCGAAGGUUCCUUCGUUACGUACAACACUCAGGUCGGAUGUAACGCAACGCUAGUGUGCAAUCAGCCUGGGAAUGUCACGUGGAUAUAUACAGCUACAUCAGAGAACGUUGAAGGUCAGACGAAGUACAUACAGCCCUACCGAGAACAUAUUGCCGGCCAAUUAUGGGUAAGAUUCCGGUCUCAGACACAUGCCUUCUUUUCAACUUUGUCCAUUAUCGAUGUGUCUAAAAGCGAUAACAAAAAUAUCACUUGCGUGGCAGAGGGACAUAACCUAACUAUAAACGUAGCAGUUUGUUAUGAUAAAAUUCCAUCAGGGCAAUGCAAAACCACAAUCGAUCCCGAUGUCUCUGGUAAGGUUUGCGAUGACCCGUACAUGGUCGAACACUGUAAGAAAUCUUGUGGAUUUUGCCCAGAACCAAAUUGUACGGAGGCAGUUCUCCCUACUUUACCACCCACAACCGCAAACCCACAAACGACCAAGAAUGAUACCCAGCCGACAACGGAAUCUCGUUCAACAGUGAGUUCGUCGACGAAGGAUGUAGUCAAAGAUGAACCUGAUGGAAACAGUGGUGUUGCAUUGGGCUCCGGUCUCCAUAACGAUUUUGUUUUGGCAUCCAUCCUCUUGGCUAUGACGAUUUCAGAGUUCUUAAAUGACUAAGAAUAAAAAUUAAAAUUGGGACGUAUAUGAAGCAGGCUAUUUCCGAAGUAUUAAUGAAGAGUGUUAGACAAGAGGUCUAUUAGUUUCGGAUACGAACUUGGGUUUUCAAACGUUUUGGCUGCUAUUUUGAAGUUGAGCAACCAGACCAAGUCGACCAAGGAAAUCGUAAACUCCGGACUCUGAUAUUGAAAUAAUUUCUGUAAAAAUUGAGUCGAUCACAAAGUAUUUUAAAAAAGCGCUUAAAGUAGAAAUCUUGGUGUAGGAGAUCCCGUUACUAAAAUUUAUUGAGAACUGUAGAUUGUGAAAUUUAGUAAUUAUUAUUUAAGAAAUA
This is a messenger RNA of Orbicella faveolata, 1218 nucleotides long. RefSeq lists its product as uncharacterized. NCBI's taxonomy places the organism in Eukaryota, Metazoa, Cnidaria, Anthozoa, Scleractinia, Merulinidae. The record is from RefSeq and is a predicted model, not a curated record.